This is a messenger RNA of Gigantopelta aegis, 2232 nucleotides long. RefSeq names its product dynein light chain Tctex-type 5-B-like. Gene Ontology annotation, molecular function: dynein intermediate chain binding. The record is from RefSeq and is a predicted model, not a curated record. The transcript has 5 exons. Gene Ontology annotation, cellular component: cytoplasmic dynein complex; cytoplasm. The coding region runs from base 175 to 630 and encodes 151 amino acids. Gene Ontology annotation, biological process: microtubule-based movement. NCBI's taxonomy places the organism in Eukaryota, Metazoa, Mollusca, Gastropoda, Neomphalida, Peltospiridae.
GUAUUGUUUUGUACAUAAAAUAAAGGGUUGUCACACAGAUGCUUGACACGGCUAUAGGCUGUAUCGUCCGUUAAUCUGUUUCGGUGAGGGACGUGUUUCGGUGGUUGCGUCGUUUGUGUGCAACAUUAUUACGACUGGUCAGAGCACUGGUACGUGUUUCCAGAAAGUACCACUAUGGAUACUCUUCAAGAAAGAAAAUCCAGUUUGCAUGGAUCAAGUAUACUCUCAUUUUACCAUGAACCAAUUGAUGAAACAAGGCAAACUAGAAAACUGGGAGCUGUUGAGAACACAUACCAGUUAGAUCCACCAAAAAGGUUUCACCCAGACCGUGUGACCAAGAUUAUUAAGCAGAUUCUGGAAACACAUCUUUCUAACAUGGAAUAUAAUCAUGAGGUAAUGAAAUCAACUACAAAGAUGAUGACAGAGGAACUCAAGGUUAAGGUGAAGGAAUUAAAUUUGAAGAGGUACAAGCUCAUAACCCAUGUGAUGGUAGUGGAAAACAAGGAUCAGGGCAUUCGCAUUGGCAGUCGCUUCCUGUGGGACACUGAGCGAGACAGUUUUGCCUCUGCCAGUUUCAAGAACAAAACUUUGUUCGCUACAGGAAUUGUCUACGCUUGUUACUAUGAAUAAUCAUCCUUUUGACCAACAUAUCAUGAAUAUGCAGCAUGUAAUCCUGGGUUUCCUCUCUUGUAAUCUUAUCAUUCUGCUACUGAUCCUUGUAAGGGUCCAACUUUUUAAUAUUAGACUAAAUACUAGGUUUCAAAAAGCCUUAACUUUUCUAACAUUAUAGGGUUACUACCAUGGUGGAAAAGUAUCAAGUAAAAAAUGCCAAACAUUAUACAUAUACAUGUGUAUGAUAACAAAACUAUUUAAUAAUCAAAAGAUUUGUUUACAGAAAGUAGUAUUAAAAAGAUGUCCAAGUCACUUUGUCCUCUGAAAGUGUUUUUGCUGUUGACGUGAACUAUUUGUUGUGUUUGAAGUAUAGUCUAUUGUAGACUGAUGUGUGUGGUUCUACCUGUGUGAUGAUGCUCUAAGUAUAGUGAAGCAUGUUUCAACAACAAGCCUUUUAUCAUGGGUACUUGUCUGACAUUCAUUAGUCAAUAAUAAGUGCAAGCAUCUUCAUUAAUUAAUAUUAAACAUUUAUGUUACGGUAAUUGUCUGUAAAAACAUAACUUAUGAUCAGAAAUGAAAAAUAAUUUGAAAGUAAAUAGUCAAUUAUAUAUUUUAAAAAAUUAAUCUAUAUGUUUGGUUGAAAAUUAAAUCCAUAUUUAUGGACCGGUAUAUUAAAGUACUAAUAGUUUAAGAUCUACCGUAAAACCAGAAAUUUUCACGGUUUCAGGACUAAAAAGAUUUAGAGGUUUCUUAUUUUCAAGGUUUGGCAACUCAGAAAUGAGAGUGUUUAAUGUUUGUGGUUUAGCAUAUUGAAUAUUCUAUUCUAGUUUUAUAUUUUUGAGGCUGCCAGCAAAAUAUUAGCAAAUUUUGUAAAGUCAUACAAAUAUUAAUAUUUCAUACAACUACUACUGCGCAAUAGUUAGUAAAUCUAAAUCAAAACAAAUAUACAUGUCUUUAUUUUUAAUAAGUAUUAGUAUGUAUUUUAUUUUUAACACUAAUAUGGUAGUAUACAUGGCAUGGGGCUCUAUAAUUACAGAAGUUCAAUGUGACACCAAAUAGCACUAGUUUAAAAUGUGCUUGGAUGUCAUUAAACAGACACUGCUUUCCUUUCAAUAAUUCAUAUCAAACCCAAUAUUAAUGGAUCAUGUCUCUUUAAUAAUGAAACAGCUUUCAAAUCUCACAACAAUACCUCUAUAUUCAUAUGCAUAUUAUUAUAGCUUAUUAUGACACAGUUACUGUUGAUUAACUUCACUCAAAAACUGGGGUGGUGGGUGCUGUUAAAAAAAAGAAAAAAGUAUUAUCAAUCUAAAAAUUGAUAUAUUAUGUUUUUGCAGCUUUUGGCAUUUGUAUUAAAAGUAUAAAAUCCUUAAGUGAAAUGUUUCUGAAAUGUUUUAUUGUUUCCUUGUGGGGUUUUUGUAUUUUAUGAACACUUCACAAUAUUAAAUGACAAACAGUGAAUAAUACAUUCUAUAGUCUGGUUGACUGUUUAUUAUUUUACAUUACAUGUUACUCUUUCAAUGUUAACAUUUAAUUAUUAUUAUCAUUGUUAUAUAAUUUAUGUUACACAUGUACAGUGUAUUCAUUAUUGUAACCAUAUGCAAUAAAACAAUUUCAGUAUUA